UACUCAGACCAACGUGACGGGUACAUGACGGCUUCAUCCCAGCUUCGACUGAAGAGCAAACCGACAACAGCUGAGUUUGCACGAAGUGCUAUCGUUGUAGCUGAAAUACAGGGAUUUGUCGCUGCAUUCAAUUCUGCAAUAGCAUUUUCCAGUGCUCCGUGUGACCGUCGUGAGCAGACUGCAUUGCUGUCAUCUGUCGAAACCGCAGAAGCAGCAUAGAGGCUAAGGAGAAAUCACACUACAUCAAACCCGGCAAACAAAGAGGUCCUUUUUCAGCGACAACAUUUUUCCUCCAUAUUCUAUAGUUAUGAGUCAUGUGGCCAUCGAAAAUGCCCACGGUCUAGAGCAGCAGCUCGCUGUCCUAGACUUGAGUGCCGGAGACGGACAAGUUGGAGGCACAAACAGGCGAUACAUUCCUCCACAUUUACGGAACAGCGAUGCUUCCAAAAAUGCAGGAAAUGCCUUUGCUGCUGGUAGACCAGGUGUCUACGCCAUGGCGCCGCAAGCCACCUAUGGUUGGGACGGAGGGCGCAACAACUUUGUCAAUGGCUACCAUGACAACCGCAUGACCGGCAACACAUUCAACCGGGGCCCGCCGCGCAUGGAGCGGGGCCGAGGUGGCGUCGGGGGAGGCGGUUACCGCGGCAACAGGGGAGGCACGUUCAACCCCAUCAUCCCAGCACAGCCAAUGGGAUUUGCUGGCUUCGAAAAUAAAGAUGCCGGCGGCUGGAACACGGCCAAGGACGCCUAUAGCAGUUUUGGCAACAACCGAGGAAAGUCUGCGUUCUUCAAUGACAGGGGCAAUGCUAACAGAGGGAGGUUCGAUCACGGUGGAUUCGGUGGUGGCGGUGGAGGAGGAGGUGGAAACAGCCGUUGGGUGGAGGAGUCCAGAGACGACGGAGAUUGGUCCAAGCCAACGCCACGUAACGAACGCCUUGAACACGAGUUGUUCGCUGGCAGUAACACGGGCAUUAAUUUUGAGAAGUACGACGACAUCCCCGUUGAGGCCACUGGGCAGAACUGCCCUCACCACAUAGAGAGUUUCCAAGAUGUGGACAUGGGUGAGAUAAUCAUGGGCAACAUCGGCCUGAGUCGCUACACCAGACCGACCCCUGUCCAGAAAUAUGCCAUUCCGAUCGUAAAGUCAAAGAGAGACCUCAUGGCCUGUGCACAGACAGGUUCUGGGAAGACUGCAGCGUUCCUGCUGCCGAUUCUCAGCCAGAUCUACACCGAAGGACCGGGAGAAGCUCUUAAUGCAGCUAAAGCUUCUGGACAGGAGAAUGGGAAGUACGGGCGUCGUAAGCAGUUCCCAAUCUCUCUGAUCCUGGCUCCAACAAGAGAGCUGGCAUUGCAAAUAUAUGAUGAAGCCCGGAAGUUUUCCUACCGGUCCAAAGUGCGUCCUUGUGUUGUGUAUGGAGGAGCAGAUAUUGGCCAGCAGAUCAGAGAUCUGGAGAGAGGCUGCCACCUGCUGGUGGCCACACCGGGGAGACUGGUGGACAUGAUGGAGCGGGGCAAGAUUGGACUGGACUACUGCAACUACCUGGUCCUGGACGAGGCAGAUCGCAUGUUGGACAUGGGCUUCGAGCCUCAGAUAAGACGCAUUGUGGAACAAGACACCAUGCCACAUAAAGGCAUCCGGCAGACCAUGAUGUUCAGUGCGACCUUCCCUAAAGAAAUCCAGAUCCUGGCCAGGGACUUCCUGGAGGAGUACAUCUUCCUGGCCGUGGGCAGGGUGGGCUCCACCUCGGAGAACAUCACUCAGAAAGUGGUGUGGGUGGAAGAGAGCGAUAAGAGGUCUUUCCUCCUGGACCUGCUCAGUGCCACAGUCAUCCCCAGCGAUGUACAGGACAAUACUGGAGACAACAUAGAGAAACCUGGCAAGGACUCCCUGACUCUGGUUUUUGUGGAGACCAAGAAAGGCGCCGAUGCCUUGGAGGACUUCCUGUAUCGGGAGGGCUACGCCUGCACCAGUAUCCACGGCGACCGCUCCCAGAGAGACCGAGAAGAGGCCCUAAGCCAGUUCAGAUCAGGGAAAUGUCCUAUUCUGGUGGCCACAGCGGUAGCCGCUCGGGGUCUGGACAUCUCCAAUGUGAAACAUGUUAUUAACUUCGACCUGCCCAGCGACAUAGAGGAGUAUGUCCACCGCAUUGGACGUACAGGACGAGUCGGGAACCUGGGACUGGCCACAUCUUUCUUCAACGAUAAGAAUGGGAACAUCACUAAAGACCUGCUGGACAUCCUCGUCGAGGCCAAACAGGAAGUCCCCUCAUGGCUCGAGAGCCUGGCUUAUGAACACCAGCACAAGAGCAGCAACAGAGGACGCUCCAAGAGGUUCGCUGGAGGUUUCGGAGCACGCGAUUAUCGUCAGACGGCCGCCGGAGCCAGCACUGGAGGGUUUGGAGGACGCGGAGGUCGCAACCAGGCAGGACACGGAGGAGCCCGUGGCUUUGGAGGGGGUGGUUUUGGAAACUUCUACACCAGUGACGGCUACGGAGGCAACUACUCGCACUCUCAAGUUGACUGGUGGGGCAACUAGGUUUCUCCUUCCUCCAUCCCUCCUUCACUCAUUCUUCUUUCUUCUUCUCACUCAUCCUCCUUCCUUUCCCCCCACACUGUUCUCUGCACUCCAUCUGUCUUCACCCCCCCAUAACACCCAUGUGCAUGUUAUUGAACUAUUUAUAAUCGUUUAUAUAGCCCCCCCCCCUUUAAUCCCUAUAUGCUGAGAUCUUUUAAUUCCUCUUCUUUCCUCUUUUUCCACCCUCACCUUCGUCUAUACAGUUUUCCAUCCACCCUGUUUUUGAUUUCUUAGUUCCUGAAGAUUACCACCUGUUAAAAUUGGCCACAAUUUAAAAGAAUUUUAGUGGGUUUUGUUUUUUUUAAACUAGCCACAGAUUUAUUUUCAGUGAGCAACAUUCUCUUGGUUUCUUUUGGGUUGCCCUCUUGUGACAUGUCUGAAGAAAAAUAACCAGUUAAAUUUAAAAUUCUAGUUGUUCUUUUAACCCCAUGAGAUAGAUACACACAAGGUUUACGGUGUGUGGACUCGGUUGUAGAAGACCAGGGGCAUAUCCAUUUUUUUUCCAGUUUUAGAUUUGAGUUUUGGUUUCAUUGUGUUUUGGCUGUAAUUCACCCAAAGCCAGCUUCCUGUGUCCCUUCACACGUCAUCUUUGUAUGUAACGCAUGGCCAUGUUGUAAAUCACCGGCCGAACACUUUUUUCUAAAACAUAGUGCAGAGACCGGCAAGAUGUCAGAUCUGAGCAAGAUAUGUCUGCGUAUAUAUAAAAAUAGGAUCUGACUGAGGUGCACUUCCAUGACGGGGCAACAGAAACAGCAAAAUUAUUAUUAUUUUUUGAUUUUUACCUUUUAAAUUAUAUUAACUCGGAGUUGUGAGAAAGACGUCUGACAGAAGAGACACGGGGCUGGGACGAUGCCAGUCAACCGAGUCUUCCGACUCAACGCGAUUGUGAAUAUCACAACCACAAACAACAUUUCUUUGUUUGAUGCAAAACAUAAUGGAGGAUCAUUUGUUUCUGUACUGUGCCUUUUCAGCAGUUCAACUUUAUCCCUUUUUUUCCAUUUGUUUUAUUGCCACAAUGCGUAACUGGCCACAAGUAUUGGCCAACUGUGACAAAAAAAAGAAAAGUGUAUUUAAUGUCAUGUAUGGGUUCAGACAUGUUUUCUUUAUUUCUAUUUGGAAGGAAACAAACUAGGCUUGAACUAAAUCAAACCUUGGCAAAAAAAAAAAAAAAAACUUAAAUAAAAACUGCGAUGAGGAACCUCAACACUGUUCCUUAUCUGUCUAUUGGAGUUCAAAUUCAUCAGAAGGUCUCUGAUGAGCUGCUUCCCAACAGCAUAUCACCACUGGGACCGUAUUUCUAUACUUUUUAAAUGCACACUCAUCCAAAGCCACUAAAAUGGGUUAAAAAAAAAUUAAUUUAUUGAAAAUUACAAGUUGUAUUUAUAACAACUGACCUCUGUUGCUUUACUGGGCUGUGAACAGAGAUGAUAUCAGUGGUUUUAUGCCUUUGGGAAACUGAGUGCUGCUCAUUGACCUGAAUGUCACAUCUUGAGCUCUGGUUUGAGCUCGAGUUUGCGUUUCUCAAAACCAACGUGUCACUAAUUGUCGGGUCGCUUGACGCCACUGACGGAGAAUCUGUUUAGCCGUGCAGCAGCAGGCGUGUUGCGUCGCUUUCCCCCCUCUCUACCUUCAGAUGUGUGGUUGUAAUUGAUGUUCCUCACAGAACCGACGACCGCUGCGCGACUGCUGCUGCUGAAAAAAAACGACAGAUUUCCAAAUUUUGACGAUUGGCCGUGGAAUGUUCGACCGACUCUCAGUGCCGCCGUGCUCUUGGGAAACCGGCUCCGCUUCCACCACAAACAUUGAAACCCUUGUUUGCCAAAAGCUCCCUUUCAAGGGGAGUCACAACUAAAAGGCUAUAAUAGUUCAACAAAAAAAAAAUAUUCUUGCUCACUCUAUCCUGGAGAGUUACAUGAAGAGUCUUCUCUAAAAUAAGUCAUUCCAGUUUAUUUGUUAGGUCUUACAGAUCUGUCGAGGUCAGGGAUAAAAGUAAAGAAAUUGGCAGCCUAAUCCAUUUCACAGCAGGGUCAUGCUGGGGCUUCUGGGAGAUAAUGUAACGCCACACCUCUAUAGCACAUUUUAGUCAUGUCGUGUCUUACUGUGCUGUGACCAGAUCUACUUUUUAAGACUGGUGUGCUUACAUUCCUAUCCUUUUUAUGCAUUGAACAGAUACGAGUCCUCAUCACUGUCUUUUCCUUUCUGCCUUUCUGAUUAAAUCCAUAUCAGUCGACGGAGAACUCACAGAAAUGAUGAUCCCAAAAUCCAAAUCAAGACACCAGAAUCAUAUCAUGCACUUCACUUGCACCCGUUGCUUUCUAUUUAAACCGCACACCUCUCGGCACAAGCCGCUGCUGAAGGAUGUCGUAUCGACUUCCUGUAUGUCAGUGUGAAAUGAUGCAACACAACUUUUGCUAACGCUGCCCUGUCUUUAUCCCUGCUAGGAAUGAUAAAAAAAAAACUAGCUUCUGCAUAGCACAGCAAGAUACAGGACAGAUAAAGUGUGCUAGAAAAGGACAAGUGGCAGAAAAAACCUUUGGCCUAAUCAAUGGAAAUCAAUGCCCGAUACCCGAUAAGCCCCACUUUGGCAGGGGGGCAGUCGACCUGCGCCCACCGUGUCCACGUUUCUCCCCAGUUUAGAGAAACUCCACUGGACGUUUGGAUGAUUCAGUGGUGGAUGUUCAAUCCCCCCACUUUGUCUUAUCAGCAGCAGAAAAGGCCAAAUGCACUGUUGCUACCUUGUGGGGAAAAUUAUUGAUUCUUUUUUUUUAUCAGGGUAUUAAUUUGUUUUUGUUUACAUCGAUAACUUUAGUGAAGUACAAAAUAUAGAUUGUGUAAAUAGUUAAAACAGAGAAGAAUCUCCACUGAAAAAGAAUGUGAAUCGUAUGUGAGACAACACUUGGCGUUGUAGAAGAUUAUCUUUGAUCACUCGACAUUGGACCACGCAGUGUCUGCUCCGCUCAGCUCGAUGGGCAAUUUGAACGAGCUGGGCAGGUUUAUUCCUAGGAUACGGAAUUUUUUGAAUGCUCACGAGGCAGAUUCCCUCACAUUGCCCCCCCGGGCUGUGACGAGCGACAAGGCUGGACCAAGACAACAAAACAUAUGCAAGUGUUGUUGUGUUUUUGGUCAAGGAGUUUAAAAAGAGAAAACAACAGCCAAAUUUAUAAAUACAAUUCUACAGCAGGCUUUAGUUAUGAUUUUUUGCGUCGUCUAUGAUUUUCACACUACUUUAGAAUCAGAAGUCGUGCGCGGGUCAGUCUUCAAAUCUUAUUUCCCUCGAGUGCAGUUGACGAGAAGGUUACUCAUGCUGAGUAACGCUGGAGGACUGAGGGUUCAAACGGACGCAUACACCAGUCCCUUGUGUCCAUUUAGUGAUGACUUGCUAACAGACGGUUUUCACGUAGGAAGAAAAAACAUUGAAGCUCCUUAAGUAGACGGGAAAAUGAAAAGCACUCGACCACGUCGACCUUCCAAACGAACCAAAAACAGAAAAUUAGUUUGCGUUUUACUUUCAGUUUCUGUCAAAGUGUCGCUCAACUGUAAGAUGAACUGUUAACGCAUCGUGUUCCCCUAAGUUGUUCAACUCGCAGUUUGAUGCAGACAAAACUGAAACCGCUGUUUUAAAAUGUUGACCAGAGCUGCGUUCGAUUCGUCCCAGUAAAAACAUUUUUAGCGGCUGCUAACCAAUCGGAGAAUUCCUCCCUAUUUAGUUUCUCCUUCAGCAAUGGUGGAUAGUCUCGUGUGAAGGAAUAAGCAGGAGGGAGCUAGGAAUCAGUGAAUGGACAAGAUGUUGAAGAUUGAUAUUGCAAAUGACAAUCAAUAAUUAAGGAUUUGCAUUAGUUAAAAAACUCACUUCACACAUCAGUUGUUUUUUGAUUGCCUUUGGGGGAACAGCUUGAAACGUAGAGCUUGCCCCUAAUCAGCCGUCUCGUUUUGCAGUUAUUCACUCUCUGGCCUCUGGGAUGGAGAAGACUGAACCCGAAUCAUUUAUCGUCGAAGACUCUUAAUUUUGUAACAUUACCAAGUAGCGUCCCCAAAUCCCCAUUUUGUUGUUUUGGAGUCAGGACAUUUGGACGCUCUCUGGCAUCGUUUAAGAAGUUCUACCUUUAUAUAUUGACUUAAUACCACAUGUUGAGCAUUGGACUGAUUUGCCGCCUGACACUGUUACAUAUUCCCUGAGUUGGAGGGGACAUUGUCAACUUUUGCUACUUGAAUCCACGACUCUUGCCGACCACAAGCUUGGCAGGCAGCUAGUGGAGAUCAAUAAAAAAAUGCUAAGCAUGUUAAAAUUCCUUCAAGAAGGACACUAGAAGUGAAUCUGGGUCCACGUAGACGUUGCUGUGCCUUCUAACAGCCACUAGGGGGCAGAUGGAAUUACCGCAAAAUGAUGGAAGGACUAAUCUUUUGUCACUUGGGCAUUGAACAUGCAGCGAUACUGAUCUAGGAACCGGUGAUUUACUGCAGGAUCUGAGCACGUUGUCGACUGCUGGGAGUGUAGAUAGGAAUUUUUUUUAUUUUAUUUUUCGCGAUGUACAGCAGGGAACCGAGGAUGGUCAGACUUCAGUUUACCUCACUUUUUCAUGGUGUUUAUGGAGCAAUCUUGUCACGUGGUAGUGUUCAGAGCACGCACAUGAAUAUGCAAUGUAAUUAGGUCUUCUUUUCUAGGAAGACAGAUAAUAUCUUAUCAGCUGUAAUUUCUCUUUUUGAACUGUGUUUGGAGCAACACUUAAUUACCACUGUGCCCCAAAACCCCCACCUCGUCAAAAAAUGUCUACAGCAAGUGCAAUAGAGAUCAGUUCCUCGUGGCUCGCUUUCACGUUUUGAGUUUUUGUUUCGAGCUCUUUUCAGUCUGUGCUCCGUUUGGAUGAAAAAGCACAAACUUGGCACAAGCGAAAUUCAGCUCACAUUCCCGACAUGUGCACGGUGCCUUUUGAAAUGAUUUACUCGACACUGAAAACGCGUCAGUGUCGUGGCUGGGUGUUCGUCAAUACAGACGUAAAAACCCGAACUAUUACACGGACACGAGUAAAUGAAACGCUGUCUCCAUUUCAGAUGGAAGGUUUUACAGACUAGUGAAGGCUUUAAAAUAAUGAAAAAUUGGAAAUGUAGUUGUCGUUUUUUUGUUAUUAACAUUAUGCGUUUGCGUGAACAUCAUGUCCACUUAGCCACAGUAGCAGCAGGGCUCGACGUACAGGACCGUAGGUCAGUCGGUCCAUCAACCACAGUCGUCCAGACUAGAUUUGUUGGCAGAUGAAUCCUAGUGACCCCUGUAACUCUGCGCUCCGUUUAUUCCCUGAAAGAAAAACGUCUUCCAGCACUUUACUUUGUGGUUUUUGAUCAUUUUCAAAACCUCUCUGAGGCCUUAAAUUCAAGGCUGAUACCCAGCCCUAAGUUGGUUACACUGCAUACAGCAGUACCAUGGCAACAGAUACACAGUUGGAAGGAUUUUGCCUCACUACGGUAACUCGACUUACCAGCAGGAGCAUUUUGAUCGUCGGGGCAGAACAAUGAAUGGUGCUAUGUUCCAUUGCUGCGGCCUGCAGGCCCCCUCUGUCGUAGAAAGACUUCAAACCCCAACAAGUUUUUUUUUUUUAAACAGAAAAAAAAUGUAACUUAGUUUAACGUUAAGCUAAAGUCCUCUGUAGCACACGUCAUUCAAAACCUGCGAGGGGUUCGUAUGAGGUAUGAGUGAGUGUUAGAAGUGUAGCACAGCCGAGUGUGAAAAUGAGAGGCUUCUCAUCGUGUGUGUGUGUGUGUGUGUGUGUGUGUGUGUGUGUGUGUGUGUGUGUGUGUGUGUGUGUGUGUGUGUGUGUGUGUGUGUGUGUGUGUGUGUGUGUGUGUGUGUGUGUGUGUGUGUGUGUGUGUGUGUGUGUGUGUGUGUGUGUGUGUGUGUGUGUGUGUGUGUGUGUGUGAAGGUUCUUCCAGAUAUGAAACAAGUUAUUUUUCUUUUUCUUUCGUUUUUUAGUUUUUGUUUCGGGACCAGGUGGAGUUCUAGUUAACGGCAACCGUAGGAUUCAGCUGUCUGCGCGCAGUUUCUCGAGUCGACUUUUCGCUGCUAGUUUUGUGUAAUUUAUCAAGCAUUUCUGAGAAAUAUUUAUUUUUAUAAGCCUAAUACAAAAGUUGAUAUUUUACAAAGUGACUUGACCAAAAGACAGUAAACAAAAACACUGGCACUUGAAUGUUGAAUGUCAUUGGUAUGAGUGAAAAUUUCUAUUUUUCUGGGGUAGUGUGAGCUUUUUAAUGUCAAAAGAUGCAACGUGUCGGGGUUUCUCCUCGGAUGUGUCACCGGAACACGCUCUGAAGAAGGUUUUUAAAAUUCCAAAACUAAAAGUAACAAUACUGUCACGGGUGCCAAAAUGCUAAGAAAAAACAAACAAACCAUACAAGCGCUCUCUGCUAAUGGCCGACGAUACAAAGUUACUCACACCAUGUGUACAUCUUUCCCUCAGCCUGUCCAGCCCUGUUUUUUAAUUGUAAAUUGUUUGAACUGGCUUUUGUCCCAGAAAACUUACACCCUGAACACAUCUCAGAACAAAAUUUCAAUUUAGCACAGACAUUCGUGUGUAGACACAUUCCAUACACGGGGAGUCACGAUACUGGGUAUGUUUUUUUGUUUUGUGGCAUACACAUACAUUUUGAUAUCCUGGUGUACCUGAAACCAUUUAUAGAUUAAAUGAAUUGUUCUGUGCAUUGAGUGAUACGUACCACAAUAUAAACCAUAAGGAAGAAUUGAAUUCCUGAAACAAAUUAGAAAUAUUUUUUCUUUACUUGCACUUUACGAUGCGCGAAGAUGUGCACAUGGUGUCGUGUGAGGUCUCACGGUGAGCAUAACCGCGACGCAGCAGGAGAAACGCCCGACGCGCGUUACCUUUAAAGUCUCAUUGGACUCAGCAUCAGAUCCAUACACCUGUUUGUGCGACAGGCUCCAUUGCCAAUAAUGAUAAUCAUCCAUAAACAGUAAUUUUUUUUAAUUGGCAAACAAAAUUUGAGAACAAUAUCACCAUGUAUGCCAAGGUUUGGAUAGAAAAAAAAAAGAAUAACAAAACAUUACGAUCAAAGACCAUUUUGUAGAAAACAUUUUUAAAAAAAACAUUCAGUACAAAAAACAAAGUGUCCAGAUUCUCUCCAAGUCAGUUUUUUUUUCUUUUCAUUUGAGUCUUUACACUUUUCCUUCCCGUAAACACCCUCGUUGUGAAUGUCUGGCAAGUGGCGACCUUUAAAGUCUUCAUAACUCACAGUUAACUGUGGUUCUAUUGCUAUGUUGUUGUGAUUUGCAUAUUUUCAGGCGUCAGCGUGUUUAACGCCGUCACUGGGGAGAUUCUGGCCAAUCAGAAAUGAGGAUCCUCUCCUCUGUCUCGUUACAUUAGAUUAACCAGAGGUGGUGGUUGUUGUUGUUUGUGUCGACGUGCAGCUGAUCCGUGACUCUUCAUCUGCCUUUGCAUGAGAACAAUAAUGUUACUGAAGGUUCACUCAGCACAGACACUCGCACUGCAGUCAUUCUGUGGCCUCCCUGGACAAGAAUGCAUUGCAGCCAGAGCAAAGCCACAAUCACUUAUGGCGAUGCAGGUAAAUACUCACAUUUUAUAGCCUUUUGUGCGCUCAAACACAAACGUCUGCGAGAUUAAGUUCAUGGCUCUUCUGCGGUAGUUGACAAAUGAAAUAGAAAAAAAACAGUGUCAUUACUGACUGGCCAGACUCCUCCACGUGGACACACGGCAGCACCGGCCUGCUAGUUAGCAUUUGCUUUAUGUAUUAGUUUAGCAGUUGUGCACGAAGAGGAGCACUGCACGAAGAAAAACGAAAACUGUGCAUCUGUUCUGAUUUGACCACAAAAUAAAAGUUUGGAUUUGCAAAUGUAA
This is a messenger RNA of Scophthalmus maximus (turbot), 10431 nucleotides long. RefSeq names its product ATP-dependent RNA helicase DDX3X. Lineage: Eukaryota; Metazoa; Chordata; Actinopteri; Pleuronectiformes; Scophthalmidae. Gene Ontology annotation, cellular component: P granule; nucleus. The record is from RefSeq and is a predicted model, not a curated record. Gene Ontology annotation, molecular function: RNA helicase activity; ATP binding; RNA binding. Gene Ontology annotation, biological process: gamete generation; cell differentiation. The transcript is spliced from 20 exons. The coding region runs from base 308 to 2536 and encodes 742 amino acids.